Loxodonta africana (African savanna elephant) is the source of this 1599-nucleotide messenger RNA. It is a transcript of the gene PBX3, whose product is annotated as PBX homeobox 3. The transcript has 9 exons. The record is from RefSeq and is a predicted model, not a curated record. Gene Ontology annotation, biological process: eye development; animal organ morphogenesis; neuron development. NCBI's taxonomy places the organism in Eukaryota, Metazoa, Chordata, Mammalia, Proboscidea, Elephantidae. Gene Ontology annotation, molecular function: RNA polymerase II cis-regulatory region sequence-specific DNA binding; DNA-binding transcription factor activity, RNA polymerase II-specific. Gene Ontology annotation, cellular component: nucleus. Bases 54 to 1358 code for a protein of 434 amino acids.
UCAGCCUUCGCCUCAGCCGCCGCCGCCGCCCGCUCCCGCCCGCGCGCGGCGGGAUGGACGAUCAAUCCAGGAUGCUGCAGACUCUGGCCGGGGUGAACCUGCCCGGGCACUCGGUGCAGGGGGGCAUGGCCCUGCCACCUCCCCCGCACGGUCACGAAGGGGCGGACGGCGACGGCAGGAAGCAGGACAUCGGCGACAUCCUUCACCAGAUCAUGACCAUCACCGACCAGAGCCUGGACGAGGCGCAAGCAAAGAAACACGCUCUGAACUGUCACAGAAUGAAACCCGCGCUCUUCAGCGUCCUGUGUGAGAUCAAAGAGAAAACAGGUCUCAGCAUCAGAGGAGCCCAGGAGGAGGACCCUCCCGAUCCCCAGCUAAUGAGACUGGACAAUAUGCUUUUGGCAGAAGGUGUUUCAGGUCCUGAGAAAGGUGGGGGAUCGGCGGCAGCAGCUGCAGCCGCGGCAGCCUCUGGAGGUUCUUCAGAUAACUCUAUUGAACACUCAGAUUACAGAGCCAAAUUGACCCAGAUCAGACAAAUCUAUCAUACAGAACUGGAGAAAUAUGAACAGGCAUGUAAUGAAUUCACUACACAUGUGAUGAACCUUCUCCGAGAGCAGAGUAGAACGCGUCCCAUUUCCCCAAAAGAGAUUGAAAGAAUGGUGGGCAUCAUCCAUCGAAAAUUUAGUUCCAUUCAGAUGCAGCUUAAACAAAGCACUUGUGAAGCAGUUAUGAUUUUAAGAUCAAGGUUCCUUGAUGCCAGACGGAAAAGGCGUAACUUCAGCAAACAGGCCACAGAAAUCUUGAAUGAGUAUUUUUACUCGCACCUCAGCAACCCCUACCCCAGUGAAGAAGCCAAAGAGGAGCUGGCCAAGAAAUGCAGCAUCACAGUGUCACAGGUAUCCAACUGGUUUGGCAACAAACGAAUCAGGUACAAGAAGAAUAUUGGCAAGUUUCAGGAAGAAGCCAACCUCUACGCUGCAAAGACAGCCGUGACAGCCGCACAUGCAGUAGCCGCAGCUGUGCAGAACAACCAGACCAAUUCACCCACCACGCCAAAUUCUGGUUCUUCUGGUUCUUUUAACCUCCCAAAUUCUGGGGACAUGUUCAUGAACAUGCAGAGUCUGAAUGGGGAUUCUUACCAAGGGUCCCAAGUCGGAGCCAAUGUGCAAUCACAGGUGGAUACCCUCCGUCAUGUUAUCAAUCAGACGGGAGGCUACAGUGAUGGCCUUGGAGGAAAUUCACUGUACAGUCCACAUAAUUUAAAUGCUAAUGGAGGCUGGCAGGACGCAACAACUCCAUCUUCUGUGACUUCUCCUACAGAAGGCCCAGGAAGUGUGCACUCUGAUACCUCUAACUAAUCUCUGGCAACACUUUUCCCUGAGCUGACAUGCCUUGAUAAGUGCAUUCAGAGCAAUAGGAGGAAAAGGAAAGCGUUUUUGUAGCCCACCAUCUACAGCUUUACUGUAAAACCUUGUCUUAUUAGAGAACUUGGUAAAUCUGUUUUUUAAGGAAUCAUAAUCAUUUGUAUUUAUACUUAAAAACACACAAUGUUAAAAAAAAAAAAAAAGCACUUUAUCCAAUUAGGCCAAGAUUUAACAU